Messenger RNA from Orycteropus afer afer, 741 nucleotides. RefSeq names its product thioesterase superfamily member 5 (gene THEM5). Gene Ontology annotation, biological process: long-chain fatty-acyl-CoA metabolic process; cardiolipin acyl-chain remodeling. The record is from RefSeq and is a predicted model, not a curated record. Gene Ontology annotation, cellular component: mitochondrial matrix. Lineage: Eukaryota; Metazoa; Chordata; Mammalia; Tubulidentata; Orycteropodidae. The transcript has 6 exons. Bases 1 to 741 code for a protein of 246 amino acids.
AUGAGGAGAGGCUUUCAGGUAGCAGCAAGGCUUGGCCAUCACAGAGCACCCCCUGGUGCCCCCUGCAUCCCGCCCAGCCUCCACCCUGUCUCGGCUUUCGGAUUCUCCACGGACACCCUGGUCACAAGAUUCUGUUCUGAGAAGACAGACAAGAAGGAUUAUGCCCUCCCCAAUGCUAGCUGGUGUCCAGACAUGCUAAGCAUGUACCAAGAAUUUCUGGAGAAGACCAAGACCAGCAGCUGGGUCAAGAUACCCUCCUUCAAGUCCAACAGAGACCACAUCCAGGGACUAAAGCUUCCGUUAGGGUUAGCAGUCACCUCAGACAAAAAUGACUGGCGCCUCUUCACCAGGUGCAUCGAAAUGGAAGGACAAGGAUAUGAGUAUGUCAUCUUUUUCCAUCCAUCUAAGAAGAAAUCUGUCUGUCUUUUCCAACCAGGCCCCUACCUGGAAGGACCCCCAGGGUUUGCUCAUGGAGGGUCUCUAGCAGCCAUGAUGGAUGAGACCUUCUCUAAAACUGCCUACCUGGCUGGAAUUGGCCUGUUCACACUCAGUCUCAACAUCAGGUUCAAAAAUCUCAUCCCAGUGGGCUCACUGGCUGUGCUGAAUGUUGAAGUGGAAAAGAUUGAGGACCAGAAGAUUUACAUUUCCUGUAUCACCCAGAGCAGAGACCAGCAGAUAGUUUAUGCCAAGUCCUCAGGUGUUUUCCUUCAGCUACAGCUGGAAGAGGAGUCAUCCCAGUAA